Messenger RNA from Brassica rapa (field mustard), 804 nucleotides. RefSeq lists its product as uncharacterized. Lineage: Eukaryota; Viridiplantae; Streptophyta; Magnoliopsida; Brassicales; Brassicaceae. The record is from RefSeq and is a predicted model, not a curated record.
AUGGCAUUCCUAUGUAAUUAUCUCCAAAAAUCAUGGACAGAAUAUCAUGAGGAAUUCUGCGUUAAUAGUAUAGAUCUCUUCUUGAGGUUCCGAUCCCACGGGUGGAGGAUGCGAAGCACUCGUGAUCGCACGCUCCAGGCUAUUGUCUCACAAGUUUGGAGGUUUCCGGUCACUAUAAUACCGGAUGAAGAAGACGAAGUAAUGUGGAAGCUUGGGCAGGACGAUUUUAGGGAUAGUUUCUCAUCAAACAAAACCUGGAGUCUGAUCCGUGAUCCUAGAGAAAAUGUUGCUUGGUAUUGUGUGAACUGGUUCCCACAGGGAGUACCCCGGUUCGCAAUCUUCGCUUGGCUAGCAAUAAAAGACAGGCUUUCUACAGGGGCUCGUAUACGCAAUUGGGGGCUGACGCAGCCUUGUUUGUUCUGUGGUGAACCUGUGGAGACUCGAGAUCAUCUCUAUUUUGCAUGCCCUUACACAUAUACAGUUUGGAUAGAAGUCGUUGGCAACCUGUUUGGAGAUGCUCCUGACCCUGACUGGGAAACUACUUUGGAAAGAAUCACAGCUCGAGAAACUGGUCGUCUAUCAGCCAUUCUCUUGCGGCUGGCCUUCCAAGUAGCUAUCUAUUACAUCUGGAUAAAGAGGAACAAUAGAAGGCAUAACCACAUAUCGAAACCUGCAAGCCAACUUUGCAUAGAGAUUGAUAAAACAAAACGUAACAGGAUCCUUUCUACCAAGUAUUAUGAGUCUCCGAAGCUGUACGGUCUUAUGCAAUGUUGGUUCUCCACCCGGGGUGCGAUCAUCGUUUGA